AUGCCUCGACAAAUGGUCUUGGAUUCAGACGACGAGGAUGAUUUGCAGGAAAUUCAGCAGCCUGUGACAAUUCAUGACUCGGAUUCGGAAACAGGCGGCAGUGAAGAAGAUUCAGACGAAGAUUCAGACGACUCAAGACCAAGAAAUGGCUUUUUUGAUGACGAAGCAGAGGAUGAUGAGGACGAUGAUGAAGAAGACGAUGAUGAAGAAGACGAUGAGGACCGUGGCUCGUCGCAAGCCGAGGAAGGCUCUGAUGAAGAGGAUGAAGAAGAAUCAUUCUCCAAUUAUCUCUCAUUUCACAACAGAGACGACAAAUUUCAUCCGUUUCUGCGUCUGCCCAUCGAGCUGCGGAUGAAGAUCUGGGAAACGUAUUGCCCUGACCUGACCUCGCCAGGCCGAGUGUUGCAAUUCGUUCUCAAGGGCGGCUCGGCUCAUCUGCGACCGAAGGCAUGGAAUCAUGACGACGAGUUUCUCACCAUCUGGGAUGGCCGUGAGCUCUCGGACCAGUCCUAUCACCUCCGCCAUGUCAUGGCUGUUCAUAAAGAGUCGCGAUACCUUGCCAUGCGUCUCUACCCAGAUGUUGUGAAGAUUGACGGAGGCGACGACGGCAAGGCUAUGAUCCGUGUCUCACGCGACCGAGAUGUCUUUUUUCUCGACCACUGGGAAGACGUCGACGUUAGCGAGUGGAAAGAACAUGACCACAUCCGCUCUUUUAUGCGCGCAGCAGAGAAUCUCGCUGUGUCGCAUCGCACUAUUUUCGAGUUUGGAAACGCCGCAAGCUUUGGGGAUUGGCUCAAGAAGCUGCCCAAUUUGCGCCAUAUUUUCGUCUGUGUUGAGCCCAAAGUCUUUAGAGAGGCGCAAAUCACAGAUUCGUCCGAUAUGGAGUGGUGCUUGUCCGAGUUUGCGAAUAAAUACGUCGCAGAAACAUGGGCAAAGUCACCAGGCAUUGGAGAAAAUAUUUCUACAACAUACUGCUGGCCAGAUGCCGAAGAACACAGAACUUUUGCCACAGUACACGUACCAAAAUUGGAGGAAGACAAAUUGGUUGGCUCUGGAACACUAAAGAUGCUGAAAGAGCGAGGCGUUGAAUGGUGGCCCAUGGCCAUGUUCUUUGGACAUAGGGUGGACUUUGAAGCAGAUCGCCCGUGGCGUCGAGAUAGCGACGAUGACGACAGUGACGAAGGGUUUGACGAAACAAACGAGUACGAAAGUGAUGGCAUUGACGACACGGAAAACCCCGAAGUCUUUGAGUCUGACGACGGUCUGGACGAUGCAGAUAUUACAGCGCAGUUUUCCAGCCCAGAGCCCGAGAGUCCUGAGAUUCAACGACGACCGCGUAAGCGCCGGAUCGUAGACGAUGAUGAAGACGAGGACGAGGUGGCUGAAGCAUCCACAUCACGCAACAAGCGAGCCAAGAUAGUGUUGGACUCUGACGACGUACAAAUAAUAUCUGACGACUCUGACGACGAACCACCACCACCAGCGCGUGGCAAACGGCGAGCCAUUGUGGAAGAAAGCCAGGACGAGUCAAGUGAAGAAGAGGCGCCAAAGAAGCUGACUCUCGCGCAAAGACUCAAAGGGAAAAAGGCUGUCGUCAUAUCUGAUGAUGAGGAGGACGAUGAAGAAGAAGAAGAGGAUGAGGAAGAUGAGGAAGACGAUGAAGAGGAAGACGAUGAAGAUGGGCUAAUAGAUGGCAUCGCUAUGGAAUCAGACGGCGAAGGCGACGAAGACGAGGAAGAAGAAGAAGAAUCAUAUUACUAG
This is a messenger RNA of [Torrubiella] hemipterigena, 1761 nucleotides long. NCBI's taxonomy places the organism in Eukaryota, Fungi, Ascomycota, Sordariomycetes, Hypocreales, Clavicipitaceae. The record is from the annotation of a GenBank genome assembly.